CGGUGGUGUUCACACUGGCCCAGCUGUCAGCGCAAACAAGGCGACAUUGUGUCCCCACUGGUCAAACGUGUCUUCACACCCCCCCCCCCCCAAGCAUCACAGGGUGAAAACACAAGAGAUUCUGGAAACCCAAAGCAACACACAAAAUGCUGGAGGAACUCAGGGAAUGGACAGAUACAUUAUGUGUAGAGACCUUUCGUCAGGACCAGAGAGCAAAGGUGAAGAGGCCAGGGAACAAGCUCCCUGACCUGCUGAGAUCUUCCAGUGUUGUGUGUGAGCCUUGGACUGUGGGAGGGGAGUGAGGCAGGCACACUGCGCUGUGGGGCGGGUUUGCCCGUCCAGAGCUGGCUGGCUGAGUGGGGUCUGCCUUUCUGAACUGCAGCUGCUGGGUGGCAAGGUUGACAGUGUUGCACCCCUUGUGAGGUCACAAUGACCUCACACAGGGAGAGAUCCCACCCAUCCCACCGACCUCGUGCCUAACAGCUGAGGGCACUGCUUUGCCCCCACACAUCACAGAUGGGAUCCACACCGCCGUUCCGGGACGUCCUUCCCACCCCCACUCUCCUGAGACUUCUGAAGCAACUGGAUGAGGAGGCGAGGAGCCGGGAGGCAGCAGAGGAAGAUCUCCGGUCUAUUGGACGUUGCACGGGAGUGAAGCUCGGUGUGACCCCGCGGAGAGGGCAGGGCCUCGUGUCUGUGCUCCCCGGCUCCCAGGUCCUUUUUCAGGACGAGGAGGAGGAGCGUAACGCACGGCAGCUACAGGCCAGGAGCCUGUGGGCACUGCGCGAGAUCCGGGAGCUGACCCUGGGAGCUGGGCCUGCCACUGGUACCCAGUCACCUUCCGAGUGCAGGUCCCAGGAGAAUGAAAGCAGCCUCAACAGACUGCAGGAGGCUGAAGACACGGCCCUGGGCAGUGACAGUACAUUGGCACCAGAAAAAUGCAGCCCCCAGAAGGAGGCUCCUUUCCUGUACUUGGGUCUCCCCACCAUGCUAGAUGAGGAGCUGCCCCACAUUCAAUCGUCCAGGGCAGCCUUGGCCCACGAGGAGCCCACCACUUCUUCCACCUCAGUCUCCCAGCAGAUAGGCCAGCUCCGCAAGGUUACCAAGACAACAGGCAGCAAUGUGACCUUUGCCCCUGGUUCGCCCAUGACCCAUGGGCCUCCCCCUGAGGCUGAGCGGCUGCCGGCUCCCAGCUUCUCCUGUCUGAAGAAGGUUGGGGCCUCAGCAAGCCAGGUCUCCUUCAGACCCAGCUCCUCAGGGUUGCCUCACCCCCCUGGGCCCAGGCCGGCAUUCCCCCGCCUCACUAAGCCCUGGGGCCAGAACAGGGGCUCCAGCCCAGGCUUCUUGGUUCGGCCAUGUCUGGCGGCCAGUGGCGACGAGGACGCUGGUGACGAUGGUGUCUCUGACAUGGUGGUGGGCAGCCUGGAUGAUAGGUUCAGAGGUCCACCUAUGCACACCCAAGAUAUCGGCUCCAGUGACAUAAUGGAGUACACACAAGAUGGCGGUUUGAAUGACCUCAUGGGGGACAUUGAAGAUGGUGGCCCCAGUGUCCUGCUUGCAGAUGCCCAGGAUGGUGGCUCCAGUGACCUCAUGGGGGACAUCCAAGAUGGCGGUUCCAGUGACCUCAUGGGGAACACUGAAGAUGGUGGCUCCAGUAUCCUGCUUGCAGAUUCCCAGGAUGGUGGCUCCAGUGACCUCAUGGGGGACACUGAAGAUGGUGGCUCCAGUGUCCUGCUUGCAGAUUCCCAGGAUGGUGGCUCCAGUGACCUCAUGGGGGACACCCCAGAUGGUGGCUCCAGUGACUUCAUGGGGGACACCCAAGAUGGCAGCUCCAGUGAUCUAAUGGGUGACACCCAAGAUGGUGGCUCCAGUGACUUCAUGGGGGAAUGCCAAGAUCGCUGCUACUGUGUUGGGCUGGCAGAUUCUCAGGAUGGUGGCUCCAUGGCUGUUAACCAGGAUGGUGAGGGCAGCCACCUGCUGGCCAACUCACAGGACAGCAGCAGUGACCCCAUGCUGAGCUCCCAGGAGGGCGAGAGUGCCGACCCUUUGGAGGAUGCACAAGAUGAGGGCUGCAGAAAGGGAGGGCAGUCAGGAGUCCUGGUGCUGGCUGGGCCGGCUGAGCUUGGAGGACCCCCUGCCUCCCCAGAGCACGAGCUGCCCCUGGUGAUGGAGGAGCCUGAGGCGGGCCCAUCCCAAGUGAUGGGCCCUGUUGCCCAGCCCAACAUGCAGGAUGUCUACACUGAGCUGCAACGGGACAUGUUCUACAAGGCAUUCCUCUUCCACAAGUUCAUGAGGUUGGGCAGUCCUCAGCAGAAACCUGGCCAUCAGCAGGCAGAAGAGCACCCUUAGGUGAUACCUCCAGCCAGGGGUAUCUCCCUCCCCCUGCUGGAAAACUCUAUGAAAUCUGUCUCUGUCUCUGUGUGAGUGAUUCCAAACCAAUAAACUAUAUUUAUGACCUCCUGUGUCCACCUUUCCUGGUUCCACCUGUCCAGCCUCAGACCUGGCGUUCACCCUCUUCCCAGCCCCACAGUCAAGGCUGGAAGAGGAGGCUUCACCCUGGGCUGCAGAAGGUGGGGUUGCCCAGAGCCAUGGGGAGGGAGUGUGGUCAUGCUGUGCCAGAUGUGAAACAGCCAGCAACCUCCCGUGCACCGUGAGGAAAACCUUUCUUACUCUGCAGUGGUUCAAGGAGGUGACUCUUGUCAGAGGGGUGUUAGAGUUCACAGGGGACAGCUUGACUCAGGAGGAACUUAAGAUCUGGUAUGUCACCAAAGACACUUGCAAAUUUCU
This is a messenger RNA of Hypanus sabinus (Atlantic stingray), 2787 nucleotides long. RefSeq lists its product as uncharacterized. The transcript is spliced from 3 exons. The coding region runs from base 517 to 2349 and encodes 610 amino acids. The record is from RefSeq and is a predicted model, not a curated record. NCBI's taxonomy places the organism in Eukaryota, Metazoa, Chordata, Chondrichthyes, Myliobatiformes, Dasyatidae.